This is a messenger RNA of Seriola dumerili (greater amberjack), 2811 nucleotides long. RefSeq names its product nuclear factor of activated T-cells, cytoplasmic 1-like. Gene Ontology annotation, biological process: regulation of transcription by RNA polymerase II; cytokine production; calcineurin-NFAT signaling cascade. Gene Ontology annotation, cellular component: transcription regulator complex. The record is from RefSeq and is a predicted model, not a curated record. NCBI's taxonomy places the organism in Eukaryota, Metazoa, Chordata, Actinopteri, Carangiformes, Carangidae. Gene Ontology annotation, molecular function: transcription factor binding; DNA-binding transcription factor activity, RNA polymerase II-specific; RNA polymerase II cis-regulatory region sequence-specific DNA binding. The coding region runs from base 1 to 2811 and encodes 936 amino acids. The transcript is spliced from 10 exons.
AUGCAGGAUACCUUCUGCCUGAGCGUCAAAUCCAAGUUCAGCUUUGGAGCAACAGUCGCUAAGGAGCGGGGACUCCAGCUUCUCACCUCACUCGCCAACAUGAAGUCUGCAGAGGAAGAUGCAUACAGCUACACACCAAAUGUCAGCCUGUCCCUUCCACUGGGCAUGGGAAACCCCUGUCUGGCCAACCAGUACCACACCUUACAGACCAGCCCAGUCAUCUCAGUUUCUUCUUGCCACCAGACAGGCUACAGUCUCCAGAAUGAUAACCAUGCAGCAUCAGGCUAUUACCUGCCCCACGGCCUGAGACCCAAUGGGGCUCCAGCCUUGGAAAGCCCCCGUAUUGAGAUCACUGCCUACAGCCAGUACCCCGAGGAUGAGGUGGAAGAGAGCAGCAGCGAGGACCACAUCAUCAAACGAGGCGUUAACUCCAUCGUCACGCUGACGCUGCCCAACGCAGACGGCUACCGUGACCCCAGUUGCCUCAGCCCUGCGAGCAGCAUCUCGUCACGCAGCUGCAACUCUGAGGCGUCCUCCUAUGAGUCCGGCUUCUACAACUACGACAACUCCCCACAGAACUCGCCUUGGCAGUCUCCAUGCGUGUCUCCCAGAGGCUCGUCCUCACUUCUGUCCUGCCCACAUGCCGGCGGCCCAGCAGGCUCCCCUCACCACUCGCCCUCCACCUCCCCUCAGAUAGGAGCCAUGGCUGAGGAAGGAUGGCCGGCUCAACCCCGUGGCUCCAGGCCUAACUCCCCUUCCUGCAGUGGAGGCGGUGGAGGCAACGGCGGAGGUGGUGGGGUGGGCAAGAGAAAGUACAGCUUCAACGGUGCCCCCUACCGUCAGACAUCCUGCUCACCCAACCAGUCUCCUAUCCCCUCUCCGCAUGGCUCCCCAAGGGUCAGCGUCACAGAUGAGAACUGGCUCGCCAACACCAACCAGUACACCAACUCUGCCAUCGUGGCCGCCAUCAACGCUCUGACCACAGACGGAGUGAUAGACAUGGGGGAGGGAAUCCCGAUCAAGACACGGAAGACAAUGCUUGACCACUCACCCUCCAUGAGCCUGAAGGUGGAGCCGGGUGGCGAGGAGCUGGGUCCCGAUGGGGAGCUCUGCCAUGAGGACUACCCCUCCCGAUUGGCCCUCAAGAAGGAGAACUACUGUGGAGGGUUCCUGGAUGUGCCCCAGCACCCAUACUCCUGGUCUAAACCCAAGCCUUACCUCAGCCCAUCCCUGCCAGCUCUUGACUGGCAGCUUCCGUCCUGCUCUGGCCCUUACAACCUUCAGAUUGAGGUGCAGCCAAAGUCCCACCACAGGGCCCACUAUGAGACUGAAGGCAGCCGAGGGGCCGUGAAGGCGCUCUCCGGAGGACACCCUGUUGUACAGCUUUAUGGCUACAUGGAAAGCGAGCCGCUCACCCUGCAGCUGUUCAUAGGGACCGCAGACGACCGCCUCCUGCGACCACAUGCCUUCUACCAGGUCCACCGCAUCACCGGCAAAACCGUCUCCACCGCCAGCCAUGAAGUCAUGCAAUCCAACACCAAAAUUCUGGAGAUCCCUCUGCUGCCUGAAAACAACAUGAGAGCCAUAAUUGAUUGUGCAGGGAUCCUGAAGCUGCGUAAUUCGGACAUCGAGCUCCGCAAAGGGGAAACAGACAUCGGACGUAAAAACACACGUGUGAGGCUGGUGUUCCGAGUGCACAUCAACCAGCCCAAUGGCAGGACAGUGUCGCUGCAGACCGCCUCCAACCCCAUCGAAUGCUCCCAGCGCUCAGCACAGGAGCUUCCCUUGGUGGAGAAGCAGAGUGUGGAAAGUUACCCUGCCACGGGAGGCAAAAUGAUGCUCCUGAGUGGUCUUAACUUCCUCCCUGACUCAAAGGUGGUGUUCGUGGAGAAGGCCCAGGAUGGGCAUCAUCUGUGGGAGACAGAAGCCAAAGUUGACAAGGACUCCGUCAAAUCUAGUACUCUUGUUGUGGAGAUCCCACCAUACAGAAACCAGAGAAUAUCCAGCCCGGUGCACGUUAACUUCUACGUCUGCAACGGCAAGAGGAAGAGGAGCCAGUGCCAGCGCUUCACCUACCUGCCUCCUAAUGUGCCAGUAAUAAAGACAGAACCCAGUGAUGAAUAUGAUUCUCUGGUGACUGCAGGGCUGUCCAUGCAUUCAAAGCCCUACUACAGCCAGCCAAGGCUCACUCCCAUCAUGCCUGUAGCCGAUCCUGAUGCCUGCCUGGUCGGCGCCUACCCUCCCUGCCCGCCUCGCCAUGCUGCCAUUCCAUCGUCGUCUCCCAGCUCCAGCCCCACCCUGCAUGACCUAUCCCCCGUGGCAUACAGCAAGUGCCUCCCCAGCAGCCCCACCCAUGCGGCACCGCCAGGCUCUGUUGUGCCCCCCAUCCAGGAGACCCCUGGCCGUCCUAACCUCGCCCACCCAGCCUCGCCAGACCACAACUCUUGCCUAGGGAUGCUCCAUUCCCAGGGCAGUCCCAGCCACCUCAACAGCCCAGGACCCCAUGGUUACCACCCUAUCUAUGCCAACAGCAGCCCCUCGUCCUCCCCAGUGUCCCACCCUUCCACUCCCGGUGGGACUGCAGAGAGCCCGUUCGUUCAGGCCUACAGCCCCAGUCAGGUUCAGGCAGCAGCCAGCUCAGCCCAGGCCGGAGGGAGCCCACCCAGCCUGCUACCUGAGGACGCCAGCCCCCCUUCGAUGGCCAUCACCGUCAAACAGGAGCCACAGGAACUGGACCAGAUGUACUUAGAUGAUGUUAACGAGAUUAUCAGGAACGACCUCUCCAGCAUAUCCGUGCAUACUCAUGCAUAG